Molecule: messenger RNA, 657 nt
Organism: Stylonychia lemnae
Lineage: Eukaryota; Ciliophora; Spirotrichea; Sporadotrichida; Oxytrichidae
Source: the annotation of a GenBank genome assembly
AUGGAAGGUUUAUCAACUGAUAUUGCAAAGAUAUUGUACCUCUCUCAUUAGCUCUUUGUUUCAAACAUUAUUGAUCUAGAUUAAAAGAAAAACUUAAAAUUGAGAGUUAUCUAAGAUGAUCAAAGACUGUUGAAGGCAUUUUCAGAGUUUGUUAACAUGCCAAAUUUCUUGAAGUAAGUUAGUGACAUCCCAAUAGGCAAAUCAACUAAAGAGAGAUGUUUAAAAAUACUAACUGAAAAUGGAGUUAUUAAGAAUACUAGCACUCUUUUAAAUGCAUAAUCAGCAUCUAGAAGCAAAGGUGGUGACUCUUCCUUAUUAAGUAAUAGGCAGAAAAAGUUCGGGGAUAGAGCAAGUCCAAACGGGGAGGGAAAAAUAAAUCUAGCUUAGGAGUAAAACAAAUUUCUGUAACUUAACUUAUAAAUAAAUGCAGGAUAGCAAGAGUAUUUCGAAGAUUUGACCAGCCCAUUAGACUCAAAGAUUAUAAAGAAAAAAUAGGAUAAAAGAGAUUAGAAAGAGGAUAACUAGGACAAAAGAUUCAAUGAUUAAAAAUAAAGACCAACACUAAAUAUCAAUAAUUCAAGAAUGCUGAAUUGUGAUGUUGGAUAAUCUCCAGUAGUACUGAGUCUCAAUCAAAAUAGAAAUAGCAAACUAAGAUGA